This is a messenger RNA of Puccinia graminis f. sp. tritici CRL 75-36-700-3, 453 nucleotides long. RefSeq lists its product as uncharacterized. The transcript is spliced from 2 exons. The record is from RefSeq and is a predicted model, not a curated record. The coding region runs from base 1 to 453 and encodes 150 amino acids. Lineage: Eukaryota; Fungi; Basidiomycota; Pucciniomycetes; Pucciniales; Pucciniaceae.
AUGAGACAGAGUUUAGAUCUCUUUCCAGAUCUAUUUUCGAGCUUGGGAGCUGAGGAAGGUAAAAUCAUUCAGACAUAUCAUCCGUCAUUAUCUCAAGCCGCACUGACUAUGAAGCGACCAGGACAUGAUACACUCUUGCUCCGAAUAACAGGACAGAAGGACGGGCUGAAAACAUCAAGUCCAAUCGAUGGUCACGGCGUGGAUGGAAGUAGGGAAGACAGAUGCAACCCAUCAGCCCUGGUCCAACCUACCCCCAAGAAUGAAGAUCAAGAGAUUUAUCAAUCUUCUCCGAAACGGCAAAAGUUGGAUCUUGAUUUAUCUUUGAGUCUCCCCGCUCAAGGCCAAGACGCAACUAGCCUUGUACCGGGUUCAUCAAGUUCCCCAUCACAAAAGAGGCAUUCUGGGGGUGAGUCCAACUGCAACAGUUUUUCAAUGCAUUCAAUUCAAGAAUGA